CUUUCUUUCGUUCAUUCCUGGUUUUAAUCAUGCAAUUUCUCCGUUUGUACAACUUACAAGUCGGUCUUCUCCCUAUUUUCCUCGUUGCUUCUAGGGACUAAUGAACCUGCCUAUUCUAUCUAUAUGCUAACUGCAAUCUAGUGCAAUUCACUCUUCUCUUCCUCUUCCACAUUUCUGAAAGUGCAGUAAGCAUUUGAGCUAAAACCAAUGGCAUCUUCAUCAUCAUCAUCCCACUCAAAGAAAAGAAAAGAUGGCUUCUCAGGAAUUGAACCUCCAGGCACGAGGCGAAAGGCUUCUGACUCGACAACACUGUAUGAUGUGUUUAUCAAUCACAGAGGCCCUGAUUCCAAACAAACUCUGGCUCUUCCGCUCUACGAGUCUCUUGAGGAGUUAGGAAUACGGGCUUUUCUUGACAAGGAAGAGAUGGAACUUGGACAAUCCUUUCCUUCUGCCAUUGAGACUGCUAUCAACUCUGCGCUAGUUCAUAUCGCUAUCAUCUCCAAGAGAUAUGCAGAAUCCCCUUGGUGCUUGCAGGAGCUGAUUCUCAUGCAACAGACUAAAGCUAAGAUUAUUCCUGUUUUUUAUGGGGUGGAACCCUGGGAAGUGCGAUACAUAGAAAAGGGAGCGUACGCUGAUGCAUUCAUUCAAUACCAGAACAAAUCCAGGUACUUGGAGAAGCUUGAUGUCUGGAAGAAAGCUCUUCAAGAUAUUUCAUUUACCGCAGGUCACGAAAUAAAAGAUUUGAACGUCAGUGACUACGAAAGGAUAGUAAUAGCAGUGCAAAAGGAAGUUCAGAGGGGAAAACGUUUGCAUGUUGCCAAGUAUCCAGUAGCACUUGAUAAGCUUGUACAAGAUUUUCAAAGGCGAUGCCUUGAGAAGCUUGUACAAGAUUUUGAAAUCAAGCGUGGACAGAAUGAAAGGAAAGGGAAGGCUGGGAUCGUUGGCAUUUUUGGAAUCGGUGGGGUAGGCAAAACAACUCUUUGCAAAGAGUUGUUUAACCGAAAGCGUGGAGAAUAUGAUCGAGCCUGUUUUCUAUUUGAUGUCCGGGAAGCCUCAGCUAGAAGCAAGUUACCUUCUUUGCAAAAGCAACUCCUCAAAGAUCUCUUUGGUGUAAAAAAGCCCAGUUUUCAAAGUACAGAGGAAGGGUCAAGUUCUAUCUUUGAUCAUAUAGAGAGAAGCGAACUUCCGAGCUUCCUAGUUGUUCUUGAUGAUAUUAAUCACCUGGACCAGUUAGAGACUUUUAUGAUAAUGGAUUUGCUAAAGAAACCUGGUAAUAGUCUUGUAAUUAUUUCAACCCGUGAUGUAGGGGUGCUUAAAAGGGCCGGAGUUGAGGUUUGUUAUCACUUACAAGGAAUGGAUAAAGUUGAUUCCAGAGAUCUUUUUAGUUUGCAUGCUUUCUCCCAACCACAUCCGGCUACCGGAUAUGAAGAUCUUGUUGAUGCCUUUUUACGUGUUUGUGGAGGCUUGCCUCUGUCUCUAAAAGUUUUGGGAAGGCAUGUUCAUAAUCAAGAUAUAAAUUACUGGAGGAUAGCGCUGGACAAGUAUGGCGAGAGAUUGCAUGUAGACAUAAAACAAAUACUUAAAAUAAGCUAUGACGCUUUAGAGACAGAAGAAAAACAAAUUUUCAUAGAUAUUGCAUGCUUUUUUGUUGAUAAUUUGACGGACACUGCCAUAAGAGUAUGGAAGGCAUCGGGAUGGAAAGCUGAAUAUGGACUGCAAACAUUAAAAGACAGGUGUCUUGUUGAAGAAAUAAAUGAUUCCGUGCCUGUAUUGAGAAUGCAUGACCAUCUGCGGGACUUGGGAAGAGAAAUGGCAAACGAACCUAGCCAUCCUCCUCGCCUGUGGCGUCCUCGGGAUCUUAAAAAUUUGGAACCCAAGGGAUUUGAAAACAUUCUUAUUCAAACCAAAAGGAGGUGUUUCCAUUCCUUUUUUGACGAGUCCCUUAAAUCUAGAAUUACGUUCCUAUUGGGGGAACUGGAUGACAGUGCUGCGAUUUCAACUCCUUUGCUAUUGCUUCAACUGGAUGUGGAGGGAUAUUUAUCCGAUUCAAUUCCUUCAUGGAUUCCACUCCAAAAUAUGCAGUGUUGUACAAUCAACGGUGGUCAUUUCAAUAGAUUGUGGCGGCAAGAUGUCCAGGCUCCUUCCCAAUUGAAAGUACUAGAAAUUAGCGAGCAAUGUAAUAUAAUAAGGCUUGUAAUUAGUGGAAAUCAUUGUCCGAAACUUCAAUUCUUGGAACUUUCUUGCAUGGAAAAUCUUAUUGAAGUGAAGUUUACCAAUUGUGAAGAUUUUGAAAGAUUAAAUUCUCUUAAGAUUAGUGAUUGUAAAGAUCUCAAAAGAUUGUCAGUGACAUCCGAUCUUACAAAGCUUGAAGAAUUGAACAUUAGUGCAUGCUCUCAGCUUGAUGAGGCAAGCCUCGACCACCUGCAAUACCUCAAAAGAAUUACAAUUUCAGAUUGUAAUUUGAAAAGUAUGCGAGGAAUAUCCAGUUUUACGAAGCUUGUAGAAUUGAACAUUAGUAGAUGUUCAUUACGUAACGGGUUAAGCCUUGAACAACUGGUCUGCCUCGAAAAAGUUAUGAUUGAAAACUGUUCUAAUUUGAAUAGUGUGACAGGUAUAUCUUAUCUUCCAAAGCUUGUAGAACUAAGCAUUUCCUUGUGCUGGAAGCUUCAUCUUGAGUUGCGUCUGGUGGCUUUGAACUUUCUGAAGAGGAUAACAGUUGAUUCGUCUCUCAAGGUUAAAUCUUUUGAGCUAGAUGGUUGUAAACAUCUGGAAACAGUAUCAGGAACAAACAUUAACUUUUCAAAGAUUCAAAUGGUAACCAUUAGUGCCUGUCCAGAGCUUAGGGAAUUGCCAGUUAUCUAUGGUGCAAAUUGCCUGGAGAAAAUUACAAUUAAUGGUUGUGUGAAGCUCAAUUAUCUUCAGUUGACGGAUUGUAGAAAUUUGAAAGGAUUAUCCGGUAACUUUGAUCUGGCCGAACUGUCCAUCAACGAUUGCCCAAUGCUUGCAGAGCUGCCAUUUUUUGGGCAUGCGACAUGCCUUAAGGAGAUUCGCAUUCUUCGGUGUGGAAACCUAGAAAACAUAACUUUGCCAACGACUCUGAAGCGUCUUGAGUUGAAUGCUUGUGGAGAACUGAAAAAUCUUACAGGAAUAUCAGCUCUUAAAGAAUUGGUAGGAUUGAAUAUUCAUGCAUGCCCUAAGCUCCAGGAUUUGGGUGUUGCACAUCUUACCAAGCUUGUAGACUUGGAAAUUUCUGAGUGUAGGGAGCUUGAGCUUUGCCUCUCGGGUAUGAGCUGUUUGGAGAAUAUUGCCAUUAUUAAAUCUGAGAAGCUGCAGACCAUAACGCUGCCAUAA
Messenger RNA from Cryptomeria japonica (Japanese cedar), 3351 nucleotides. Its product is annotated as disease resistance protein Roq1-like. The transcript is spliced from 4 exons. The record is from RefSeq and is a predicted model, not a curated record. Gene Ontology annotation, biological process: defense response; signal transduction. Lineage: Eukaryota; Viridiplantae; Streptophyta; Pinopsida; Cupressales; Cupressaceae. Gene Ontology annotation, molecular function: ADP binding. The coding region runs from base 208 to 3351 and encodes 1047 amino acids.